GGGUAGUGAUUUGGAUGGUCCCUCGUACGUGAUUCGAAUCCCUGGUCACCUACGCACUUACCCUGUGUUUCACGCCACAAAGCUUGCACCUUUCGCUGAGACACAACAAUUCCCAUCAAGGAGAUCAAUGCUGCCGCCAACCAUGGAUGGUCACGUGGAUAUCCUGAAACACAGAGACAUGCCUGUUCCCAAGCCAGCUGGCCGAGGAAGACCGCCUAAACCUAUGAGAGAGUACAGGUCUGUGAACACCGGCACCUCUCAAGUACCGCAUCAGUUCAGACUGAUGUUGACGGAACAGGACACCGGGGCACUGCCACGACGCAGUGCCAGGAUCCCAGUUCGUGCCCGCCCUGCGGUACCUCCAAGACUCAAGAGAUUCAGCAGACGGACGACUCCAGCGGCAUCAAGUACGGCAUUGAUAGUGCAAGACACCACCGGAGAUUUUCCCGCAUGCCCGGUCCGAGAGGCCAGCGAUUCUUGGGCUGACUAUCGUGGGCGGCUACAGGCAUUUACAGACGCCGUAGCCGCCGCCGAGGCUCAGCAGGCUGCGGCAGAGGCAGAACGUCAGCGGCUGGCCAAUGAGGCGGCAGCCGAAGCUCAGCGGACAGCUGAGACUGACGAAGUGGCACGAAACAGACGGAAUGCCGCCAGCACGGAGUCCCUGAUUGCUAGUGAGCAUCAGUGGACAACGGUACUCCAAGGCAUGAUCUUUGUGCCUACGGAAAMGCAGGCGGAGCCGACACAGGCGGAGGCAGAGAGAAGUAACCUGGCUACCGCACACCUGCACGCGGAUCGUCAGCAAAGACAGCAGUACCAGCAAGACCUGGCCGCGGUAACGGCCGACGUCCGCGACGCAGCAGUGCAGCAGCAACAACAGCAACAGUUGAUGAACUCUACCAUCGCACGCAUCAACGGCAUUGAGGCCAAGGCCUCAGCAGCGCCAGGCUGCACGACGGACGCGACGAAGCAAAUCAAUGAACGCAUCGAUCACGUCGUCACCAUCAUCGGCGACAUAGGUGUUUUCAACGGACCGGACACGAUCAGUAGCACGGUGGCCGCCCUCAAGACGGACAUCACCAAGCUACAGACGAGACCGGACGCCGCUACAAAGACAUUCAAGAUGCCGCACUUCGACAUCUGCAAGUUCGACGACUACAACAAGUCGGACGCUUUGACAUGGUGGCAACGUUUCCUCACGGAAGCGUCAUGCCGCACUGUCCUGGCGAAUGACAUGUUGAACGCACUCUAUUUGCAAUUGAUUGGAGGAGCGCAGGCAUGGAUGAACCACCAGGCGGCCACCCACAAGUGCACCAUCGCCGAACUCCACACGCACAUCACGUGGAAGGAGUUCGAGCAGCUAUGGUUCACCCGGUUCAUGGUCCGCAACGUCGUGAAAGCGGCCAUGAAUGAGGUGUACACAUGCUCUCAGGGGAACAUGCCAACUCGAGACUGGACAACGAAGUGGCAAAAGAUAAUUAACAUCGUGGACGGCAAAAUGCAGUACUUAUUUGACGAGGACGGACGACGAUACUUGGAUGCAUUUGCAGGAAUCGUUACUGUCAGUGUUGGCCAUUGCCAUCCUGAGGUAGUAGAGGCAAUUGAAGCCCAAAAUAAACUUGUACAGCAUACUACCACAAUUUAUCUGAACCAUCGGAUUGCUGAUUACGCAGAAGCUCUUGCUGAGAAGAUGCCUGGAGACCUGAAGAUGGCUGGUAACAACAACAAUCAGGAUGAGAGAAGCAAUGACAUUCGGGAGCUUGCAAGGAUUAUCCAGCAGUCCCAAAAGGAUCAAAUCCCGAAGGUCGACGUUCCCUUAUUCGAUGGUAACAACGCCUCGGGAUGGGCAGAAAUGUUCGAGCAAUUGAGAAGUUGCUGCGAAUGGUCGAAUGAAAAGAUGCUGCGAAUGGUGAAGAGAUACUGCAAGAUCCAGUACAAGGAAGAGGUGGAGGAGUUGGUACAAGAUUCGAUGGACUGGGCAGAAUUCAAAAGGAAGCUGCUAGAAAAGUACCAGUUGAGCGAUCAACUGUUGGACUUGACCGAUUUGAGGAAGGUUAGUCGGAAAAGUUUUGGUACAACAAAGCAGUUCCUUACUGAAUUCGAGCGGGUGGCAAGGUUAGUUCCUGAGCUUCCAGAGAAAGAUCGUUGCCUCAUCUUCCUGGAUAAUUUCACGGAAGUGGAGCAGCUAAAAUUGACGAGAAAAGGAAGAAAAACCUCACAAUCGCAGCCUGCGCCAGGAGAAAGUUCAAAGGAACCUCAGGAAAAAGAACCUAUUCAGAUAGAAGAAGGGGAUGAUGAUGAGGAAGAUGAAAGAUUGCGAGCAGAGGAUGAACUGCUAGCAAAGCAAAGAGCUAUGGAAAGGGCGUCGGAAGCAGGGAAGACCCAGGUCGAGGAAGAAGAACCUCGCAAAAAGAAGAACGUGUACUCAAUUCCUGUUGAACAAGGGAUUGAUUUUGAACAGCUGGUGGAUCGUAUUCUGGAAAGUCAGCGUGAUCUGGUUACCUUAAAGGAGAUUCUUGCAGUAUCGCCAAAGCUUCGCGAGGAAUUCAAGCAACGCAUGACUCGGAAGAAAGUCAUGACAAUUAAGCUGAGUGAGAUUAUCCCUCCAGAAGCUAACUGGGCACCUCCUGGCACAAAGAUGGACUGACGAUGCGUGGCCACAGGCCUCAUAAAAGUUCGAAUCGGCCGUGGAGAGUUUUCGGCUCUCAUAGACGAUGGGGCUGAAAUGAACAUUAUGAGGGAGA
Messenger RNA from Chara braunii, 2741 nucleotides. The record is from the annotation of a GenBank genome assembly. NCBI's taxonomy places the organism in Eukaryota, Viridiplantae, Streptophyta, Charophyceae, Charales, Characeae.